This is a messenger RNA of Aricia agestis (brown argus), 2014 nucleotides long. RefSeq lists its product as uncharacterized. The transcript has a single exon. The annotation marks the transcript as partial. The record is from RefSeq and is a predicted model, not a curated record. NCBI's taxonomy places the organism in Eukaryota, Metazoa, Arthropoda, Insecta, Lepidoptera, Lycaenidae.
UACGAGCCGGACUCCAGCGAGCCGCUGGACUUCUCCGUGCGGGGCGCCGUCCUGGCCAUAGACGCGGGGUGCGGCUUCUACGCCACCAACACCGGCAGGAAGCGCCGCAAGGACCUCGAGAUGGUGCCCCGGAAGCCGAUCGCCGUCUACAACAUCGAGGACGACAUCGACCGGCCGCCCGCCGAGCUCGCCCGCCGGCCGCGCGCCCACAGGGUCGCGCCCGCAGACUGCGAGGUUGAGGAGCGCUGCGAGCUCAUCAAGUCCACGUACGAGGUGAUCUCCAAGUACACGCGGGCCAUGUUCGAUAAGCAGAACGAAACCGUCGUCUGAUGUGCCUAAUAGUUGUAGUUCGCCGCGCGGCUCGUCUCUGUCUAUGCCUACUCGAAAAAAACACGCCGCUCAAAGCGUUCAGGACCAAACAUUUUUAAUCUGGCGACACCAGCGGCGCGACCGUAGACGAGGUGGACAAAGUAACGACCCCGUAAGCAAAGUGUGCAUUUACAAUAUACUGUGAUGUUAAUUUAACCCAGCGAAGGUUUUAUACAAAGAUUGUGCUAUUUUGAUACGUGCGAUACAAAGUUUGAUACGCCCACCGUUCACUCCGCCAACCCGAAUUUGAUAAACUUUAUACACGCUUUACCGAUUUACAAAAAAACUACCUUGUUGUUCGAAGGCCUCCUACGUCCGCACAAUUUUCACUCACUUUUUAACGAACUUUUACACGUUUAUAACACGUAGCUUGCUAGAGUUUUUGUACGAAACUGAUUAAAACUGGGUCUGAUUUGAAAUAAGCUUUUUAAAUCGUUAGAAUAUUAAAUCAUACACGUCAUUACCAUUUUGUUAAUAACUUACUCUUUUUCUCGAACAUAUAGGACAAAUAUUUUGUGCAUUUAAAACAUUUUUGUAACAUCAAUUGUGAUAUAAUAAUAAUAAUAUGAAUUUUCAUAUUUUUAAGCUGGCAACAUUAACGCGGGCGUAAUAUUGCUGUUUGAUUAGAUUUACUAGAACUAGAUUCCGUCUUUACGCCUAUAGUUAAGUAUCCAAAUAACCGAAUAUAUCAUUCCAACUUAAUUUUUUAAAUGACCUUCGCAUUAUUUUAACAGUAUGUGCCUGAUUAUACAAAACCAUAAGUUUUAGGCUUUUCAUUUUAUUAAAUUAAGAGUAUACAGUUAUAAUAAUAAAAUUGUAUAAGAUCUGAUUUGAAUAAUCAUUGUUUUUGUUUGUAGAUGCUUUAAGAUAUUUGUUUAUUUGUAAAUAUUUUGUUCAUGCUUUUCAGCCGAUGUAAAUAUUAUAUUUUAAUGUAUCUCCGACCCAUCAUGCAAUCAUAUCUCAGUAUGUUUAAUAUUAUUAUUUGGCAUAUUUUUCGCUGAUAUGUAACUGAGUAAAAUAAUAUAUUCUUUACGUUAUGUUAAAGUAGGUUAAAGUAUUUAAUAUAUUGUACCUUAAAUAUACAAAUGUCAUGACAUAAUUUAUAGUUUUCCUUCUUCUCAUGUUAUUGCUAGCGACAUUGACUGUUCACGAUAAUUCUAAAUAAUCUUAAGUUUUACAAACAUGUGCUAGGUACAAAUAUUAAAUAAGUGUUUAGGUGCUUCCUGCACGUUUGAUAAAUUCUUGAUUGAGGGACUUAGUCUUGUAAUCUUUUAUUUAAACAGGGUUUUGUAACAAUGUAGACAUUGGAAAAAUAUUAUCAAGUUAAAUAAUUUCAUAUCGAGUUCUUAAACAUUUUACUUCAGAUAUAGAUAUGAUGGAACUUGGACUCUUCACAAACCUAACACAUUGCAACUGAGGGAAUUAGAAAAUAAACAAGGACCAAACGCACAAUUAAUGAUGAAAGUGGUUCUUUAAUUUAAAAAUGUGCUUUCGCCUGUUACCAUGAAUAUCCAAGUGUCGUCAUAUGUAUACGCUUAUAAACAUAUUUUGUAGUUAUGGUCUAUGAGAGAAGUCAGUUAAUUGCAUGUAUUGCUAGUAUUUAACAGUAUUCAGUGAUGCAAUAAACAUACUAAUACAAAAGUUA